This is a messenger RNA of Serpula lacrymans var. lacrymans S7.9, 1151 nucleotides long. RefSeq lists its product as uncharacterized. Gene Ontology annotation, biological process: fungal-type cell wall organization. NCBI's taxonomy places the organism in Eukaryota, Fungi, Basidiomycota, Agaricomycetes, Boletales, Serpulaceae. The record is from RefSeq and is a predicted model, not a curated record. Bases 103 to 864 code for a protein of 253 amino acids. Gene Ontology annotation, cellular component: cell cortex of cell tip; plasma membrane. The transcript has 7 exons.
GCGUCCUCGUCGAAUCCUCGAGGCCAACGUCCUUUCGACAAUCUCUUUCAUCCUUGCUUCCUUACUUUCUUCUAUUACUCCUUCGCUUUCGUCGCUUUAGCCAUGCGCGGUGAAUUUUGUGUCGGUUCCGCCUCUUUCUUAUCCUUUACAGCUAUGCUGCUGCUGAUCUUCGUACACGUUGGAUCUAUCAAUACUUCCACUGUCCCCCGAGGCAUUACCAUGGCGAAAGUCAACACUUCGGCAUAUGGACAGGCUCUCGGCCAAUCGUUCAUUGUCCCCAUUCAAGGACUAUAUACCAACGACUCCACAGCUCCACUCGGAGAACGAGCUGGCCUUCGACAGUUAUACGAAUUCGGAUUGUACUCUCACUGCGCAUAUGUCAACACUACUUCUGGCAUUUGCACAAACCAUACAGUAGCGACGAAAUACGAACCUUACGUUGCCAUCACGUCUGACAUGUUCCUCAACUACUCACAAUACUCCGACGCAAUCUUUGCGGAUACAUCAUUCAUGGAUUCAUCAUACCUAGGCUCUAACUCAAAAGCUGCUUACUAUUUCCUCCUCCUGGGCACAAUAUUUGCUGCGCUAGCUUUAUUCACAGGAGUGGUCAAACAUACCCUUGCAUUCUUUGCUUCAACAGGACUGUCUAUCGUCUCUGCUUUGUUUAUCCUUAUAGGAGCUGCAAUAUGGACAUCAAUCGUCAAAAAAUCGGAGGGUAUUAACUCACUUGUGCUCGCCCAGGGCAUUCCAGCAGGUGUUACUGUGUCCGUGGGGACGGGAUUGUAUCUCAGCUGGGCAGCUUUUGCAUGCCUCGCGGUAUCCGUUAUACCGUACAUGAUCAGUUGCUGCACAUUCCGCGGAUGACCUCAUGUUAUGAAGCUGGCAGUAUGACACUGGUUGUCGCGAUUCCCGCAUAUGAUUUAGAACGGACUUAAUACGAACUGGAAACGGAGAUAGACUAUUUACCCGGAGCGACACCUCACCCCCACCCUAACUUCUGUUUCGUCUUGUAUAUCUUUGCAAGGACUUAUUUAUCCUUAUCUACUGACACCUCGUCAAUCGGGGCGCAGUGCUACCUAUUUACACUUACUUACUAUGAAACGAAUGAAUGCAUGUCUAUACACGUAUAUGUAGCAUGAUGAGUCUAGUCU